UGGCUGAAUGAAAUACAACAAUAGUGGUUAAACAAGAAAAACUUUGCGUGAUAUUUAAAAAAGGAAUGAUAAUCGCGCUUAAUUUGGCCGGACCUUCUGAUUAUUGAUCAGUGUAAGACUGGACCUCAACAGUGGAUAACGACUCGAGCAAAAUGUUUAAAAUGAUUGUUUUAUAUUCAAUAGUUUCGGCAUUAUUUAUUCAUGGAAGUUCUGCAAAGGUUGCACCAUCGUACAUCAAGACAUGCCCGGGUCUUAAAUCAGACUGUUUGAAAAAAACCAUAGAAGACACAUUGCCUCAUUUCGCGAAAGGGAUUCCCGAACUGGGGAUAGCUCCUAUCGAUCCAUUGGCAGAAGACCACGUCAAACUUAUUCUUCCUGGAGGAUUCAAGGUCGAAUUACAUAAUGGAACUAUGACCGGACUGAGGAAAUGUGACAUUGAAUCUGUUUCGUACGCAAACAAUGAAGCUAAUAUGUUAAUGCACUGUAAUCUCACGAUUAAAGGAGUUUAUAAGGCGUCAGGAAGAAUUUUGAUCGUAUCAAUCAAUGGUGAUGGAGAUGCUAAAAUCAAAAUCAAAAAAUUAAAGCUCGUAGCCAAAAUAAAGUUCCAAGACAAAGAAAGAGAUGGUGUUAUCUAUCAUGAAGCCAAAGACUUGAAAAUUGAGCAUGAAUAUGGAGACAAGGUUAUCUUCAGCUUAACGAACUUGUUCCAAGGAAACCCUGAAUUAAGUGAGGCGGUUCUACAAUUUUUGAACCAGAAUUGGAAACAAAUAGCGGAAGAGUUUGGACAACCCUUAGUAGAUAGGCUAGUGAGUAUUGUAUCGAAAAUUAUUACCAAGUUCUUUACUGUUGUACCUAAAGAUGAACUGUUUGUUGACUAAGUAAUUGUAACUUGAAAUACUUUAAGAUUAGUAUUGUAUGUAGAGUCAGUAACAAAAGAUGAUAAAUAUAAAAACUGCACGCAAAGCCGAGUGGAAAAUGUCGAU
Messenger RNA from Trichoplusia ni (cabbage looper), 983 nucleotides. RefSeq names its product circadian clock-controlled protein-like. The record is from RefSeq and is a predicted model, not a curated record. Bases 153 to 878 code for a protein of 241 amino acids. The transcript has 5 exons. NCBI's taxonomy places the organism in Eukaryota, Metazoa, Arthropoda, Insecta, Lepidoptera, Noctuidae.